Messenger RNA from Pipistrellus kuhlii (Kuhl's pipistrelle), 2943 nucleotides. Its product is annotated as putative adhesion G protein-coupled receptor E4P. The transcript has 16 exons. Gene Ontology annotation, cellular component: membrane. The record is from RefSeq and is a predicted model, not a curated record. Bases 55 to 1917 code for a protein of 620 amino acids. Gene Ontology annotation, biological process: adenylate cyclase-activating G protein-coupled receptor signaling pathway; cell surface receptor signaling pathway. Lineage: Eukaryota; Metazoa; Chordata; Mammalia; Chiroptera; Vespertilionidae. Gene Ontology annotation, molecular function: calcium ion binding; G protein-coupled receptor activity.
CUGGCCACGCCCCACUGGAGCUUAGCAGACGGUCGUUCCUGGUGUCCCAGCGCUAUGAGGGCCAGGUGUCUGCCCCUGCUCUCAGGCCUCAGUGUCCUGCUAACUCUGUCGGGAUCGGAAGUGCAGAAUUCUGGAGGUUUCUGUCAGACAUGCCCUGAAAAUGCCAGAUGCUUCAACAGAACCCACUGUGCUUGCAAAGAUGGGUAUCAGUCCAAGUCUGGGAGGAGGUACUUCACUGACUUCAAUGAGAAAUGUGAAGAUAUUGAUGAGUGUAAGACCGGGCUGUCAAAGUGCAAGAAGAAAGCAUAUUGCAAAAAUGAAAUCGGAAGUUACUACUGCAGCUGUGUCCCAAGUAUUCCUGUUUUAAACUGGAUGGCUAAAAUUUUUAAAAUGGACUAUGCAGAUUGUUAUGAGGACAUUCGUGAGAAGACAGAGCCAUCAGAGACCAUUUGGACAAUUCUAAAGAAAAAUGAAAGCAAACAGUUCAUUGCAAAAGAGGUGACCCAACUACUUCAAAACGUGGAAUUGACCAUAUGGAAUGACAGUUUUGCUUUUCCAGAAAAGCAUGAAAAUUCUAUAUUUGAUAUAGUCUAUGAAACCAAGAGAUGCAAUGACACAAACGAGAAGACUGUUCUGGAAGCUGGAAAUAACACAAUGGAUAUCAACUGCAAUGAUGCUUUCAAAGGAACCACAAGAGAGAGUAAAGUUGCAUUUAUCACUUACCGGUCUCUUGGGGAUAUUCUGGACGGAUCCUUUUUCAGUCAUAGAAGAGGAACACUGGACAUAAAACUGAACUCUCAUAUUGUGAGUGGCACCAUUGGUGUAAAAGAAAAAGUUUAUCUGUCUACACCUGUGUUUCUGACCUUCAAACAUACUGAGCCAGGUGGUGCAAGAAGAAAACUCCUGUGUGUGUACUGGAAAGGAUCAGAAGAGGGAGGCAGCUGGUCGACGGAGGGCUGCACUCAUGUGAGCAGCAAUGAUUCUUACACCAAAUGCAAGUGCUUCCACCUUUCCAGCUUUGCUGUCCUCAUGGCUCUUGUUCCUCAGGCGGAUCUCAUUCUAACAGUGAUUACCUACGUGGGACUGAGCCUGUCUCUGCUGUGUCUCCUCCUGGCAGCCCUCACUUUCCUCUUGUGCCGAUCCAUCCAGAACAUCAGCACCACCCUCCACCUGCAGCUCUGCAUCUGCCUCUUCUUGGCCCACCUCCUCUUCCUCACUGGGAUUGAUCAAACUGAGCCUGAGGUGCUGUGUUCCAUCAUCGCAGGGGUAUUGCAUUACCUCUACUUGGCCUCCUUUACCUGGAUGCUCCUCGAAGGACUGCAUCUCUUUCUCACCGUCAGGAACCUCAAGGUGGCCAACUACACCAGCGCAGGCAGAUUCAAGAAGAGGUUCAUGUACCCUGCAGGCUAUGGGAUUCCAGCUCUGAUUGUGGCUGUAUCUGCAAUAGCAGGACACAAAAAUUAUGGAACAUACACUCACUGCUGGCUCAAGACUGAUGAAGGGUUCAUCUGGAGCUUCAUAGGGCCAGUGGCCAUCAUUGUCUUGAUAAACUUGGUGUUCUACUUCCAAAUUCUGUGGAUUUUGAGAAGCAAACUUUCCUCCCUCAAUAAAGAAGUUUCCACCAUUCAGGACACCAGAGUCAUGACAUUUAAAGCCAUCGCUCAGCUGUUUACCCUGGGCUGUUCUUGGGGCCUUGGUUUUUUUAUGGUUGAUGAAGUUGGGAAGACAAUCGGAACAGUCAUUGCCUACAUGUUCACCAUCAUCAAUGUCCUGCAGGGCGUUUUACUUUUUGUGGUACACUGUCUCCUUAAUCGCCAGGUGCGAAUGGAAUACAAGAAAUGGUUUAUUAGGAUGCAGAAAGGUGUUGAAACUGAAAGCACUGAGAUCUCUGCUUCUACUACCCACACCAGAAUGUAGGAGGAGCCAGGGAAGUCAUCAGAAUUCACCCACCGAAGAGACACUGUGUCUGUCCAAUCACAGCCUGGGACUCAUCCUGUCACUGUUUUUUGGCAAAGAACAGAACACUGAGCUGCUCACGGACGGCAUCCCUAGGUCAUAUAUGGAUUGGACAGGCACCAUCAUCGGUGUGAAAAGGAGUCCUGUCGCCUGCCCCUGUUUUGACUUUUAUUGCCACAGACAGAAAGGGGAACAUGGGAACAUUCUUAGACUAGAACCCAGAAUUGCAUGUUACGUGCCAUUAUGUGCUCAAGGAAUCCUUUUUAAUGACAAGGGAAAUGAGUGGCUUUCCCUCUUCCAGCUGUUGCCACCUUGUCCGAGACUAAUUGGCCAGCACCUGGGUUCAGCUCACAAUCCUCUUGCUUCUCUGUUGCAUUUCAUGCUUCUAAGGAUAGUACAUUGCUCAAACAUCUGCAUAAUUCAAUACGUAAUAUCAUAUGAAUACAUAUUAAAAAGGGGGGUUGCAUUCUUGGAAUGCAAAAACACCCCCACCUCCCCUUAUUGCCCCAUCAUCACCUGAAGGAGCUUGUGGUCAGGCCACCAGCACUUUUCCUGAAAACAGUUUGAACCAUCUGGUUAAAGACAAUGUUGUUUUCUUAGUGUCGUCUUGAGCCUGUUCUAGUGUAAGGGCUGCUAAACCAGCAUGAUGUCUCUCAGUGGGGGUUUGGCCUUAUUUAUUUAUUUAUUAUUUUUUUUGCCCCUUCUAAUUCGUUCUCCAAAGUUACCAGACUUUAGGUGUAUUUUUCAACACUAGAAUCAAUAAGUGCAUGAACAAUGCUCUUACCCCACAUUUUAAAAAACAAUUUUAAAUUAUAACAGUAAAUGUUAAAACAGCUAAGAGUCAUCAUAAUUCAUUUGAAGAACUUUCACGUGUGAUUUUUAGGUUGUGGACAAAAGACUGUGCCCCCUUUCUGCUCAACUCGUUCAAUAUCCCCGUCACGUGGCAGCGAUAUAACCGGAGGGUAUAAUUCACUCCACUGGCUGGCU